This is a messenger RNA of Kickxella alabastrina, 602 nucleotides long. RefSeq lists its product as uncharacterized. Lineage: Eukaryota; Fungi; Kickxellomycota; Kickxellomycetes; Kickxellales; Kickxellaceae. The coding region runs from base 219 to 395 and encodes 58 amino acids. The record is from RefSeq and is a predicted model, not a curated record. The transcript is spliced from 2 exons.
CUUCUGGUCCCAUGCUCCGCCAAAAAGUAUAGCUAUAACUACAACUAUAACUAUUAUAAAAAUGGCAUCUGGGCGUCGAAUUUCGCACAAAAGAUUGGCUCCAAGGAGUUCCGCUCGUACCUCAUGUCGACGCAUUUCUGGGGCCCCGUGCCAACUGGGGCAUUCCCUUGAGUGCAAUUGCGGACUUUAACUCGUCACCCGAAAAGAUUUCGGGCAAAAUGACUACGGCUCUGACCUUCUACAGCCUGCUGUUCAUGCGGUUCUCCUGGAUGGUCAGCCCACGAACUACUUGCUGUUCGCCUGCCAUGCGACAAACGAGGUCGCCCAGCUGGUGCAGCUCAGCAGGUAUAUUGAUUAUAACGGAGGUAUUACCCAGGUUUGAAGAGGAAUGUUAGCGCAUUUAAGGAGAAGGCUGACAAGUCUGCUUAAGACUAGAAUACUGGAGAUCCGAAGGUGGGAAGGAGAGGGAGAAAUGUAGUUGAUAUUCGAGUCUUUUUGGUUAUCUGGUCUUUUGGUUUUUUUUUUGAAUACGAAAUAUUUGUUUUCUUUAAUUCGUCGUUAAAGGCUUUAUUUUUAUUUGUUGGACUAGUCGAAAGAAUAUG